AUGGAAUGCCACUUCCUUUUGAUUUUCUUUCUUGCUUUUAUACCAACCAUUUUGGCUCGCAAUGUUACGAUCGGUAGGAUUGUGGUUAAUGGAACCACAACGAUAGCAGAAACCGACGAAAAUUACAUCUGCUUGACUAUGGAUAUUUGGCCCCAUAAUGAGUGUAAUAGUUGGACGAAACUUUGUGCUUGGGAUGGCCGUGCAUCUAUGCUCAAUGUGGAUUUAUAUCUUCCUAUCCUUGUCAAUGCAGUGAAAGCUUUCAAGUCUCUAAGGAUUAGAGUAGGAGGUACUUUGCAAGACAGAUUGAUUUAUAAUGUUGGACCCUUCAAGGGACUUUGUCACCCAUUCCAAGCAAACAAAGAUUUGUUAUUCGACUUCUCCGAGGGAUGUUUGUACGUGGAAAGAUGGGAUGAUUUGAAUGAUUUUUUCAACAAGACAGGGGCCAUUGUGACUUUCGGCUUGAACGCCCUUCUCGGGAAGUACAAGACAAAAGGAAUUCAAUGGGAAGGAGAUUGGAACUACAGCAAUGCCGAAGCGCUUAUUCAAUACACGGUCGAAAAGAAUUAUCAAAUAAAUUCAUGGGAGUUUGGUGAUGACCCCAAAUUGAUCUAUAGGUUCGUUGAUCCUAGAUACCUUAGCCAAAUUUCAAAUGUAUUUAAACAACUUGAGAACACAAUUAAAAGACAUGGCCCUUGGUCUGCUGCUUGGGUUGGAGAAGCUGGUGGAGCCUAUCAUGGUGGCAGUCCUCAUAUUUCUGAUGCAUUUAUCAACAGUUUUUGGUACUUGGAUCAACUUGGGAUGGCUGCUUUGUACAAUACCAAAGUAUAUUGUAGACAGACUUUGAUGGGUGGAAUCUAUGGUGUCCUUAAAGCCUCAACUUUAGUUCCUACGCCGGAUUACUACGGGGCACUUCUCUUUCACCGACUCAUGGGUCCGGAUGUUCUCAAGGUUCAUAACAAUGUCUCAUCAUAUCUUCGCAGUUAUGCUCAUUGUUCAAGAGGAAGAUCUGGUGUAACCUUGCUUUUCAUCAAUCUGAGCAACGAAACCGACUUUGAAAUCAAUACUAAAAACCGCAUCCACAUGAGUUUGCAUAAAAGCAAUCCCACGAGAAAUGGUUCUCAUCCAAAGAACAAUCCAAGUGGAGGACUCUCAGAAGAUGGAAGAAAAAUAUCAUCUCAUAGGGAAGAGUAUCAUUUGACUCCAAAAGAUGACCUACUUAGAAGCUCCACCGUGCUUUUAAAUGGGAGUCCAUUAGAGAUCACAAAAGAUGGAGAAUUGCCAGAUCUUACACCUAUUUACCGUGAGAGUAACUCCUCAAUAUUUAUUACUACUUGGUCGGUUGCUUUCAUUGUCAUCCCUGACUUUGUCGCUCCAGCCUGCAAGUUGUGA
Messenger RNA from Momordica charantia (bitter melon), 1389 nucleotides. RefSeq names its product heparanase-like protein 1. Lineage: Eukaryota; Viridiplantae; Streptophyta; Magnoliopsida; Cucurbitales; Cucurbitaceae. Gene Ontology annotation, molecular function: beta-glucuronidase activity. Gene Ontology annotation, cellular component: plant-type cell wall; membrane. The record is from RefSeq and is a predicted model, not a curated record.